CAUACGGCAACGCUGCUACUUUAUUUACUUGCGCGACGUAAACAAUCCAAAGUGUCUAUUGCCCAGCUGGAAAUGUUGGAGUUUCUGAAACACCUCUUUAGGCUACAAUUUUUGCUUAUUGUAGCCGCCGUGCUUACUGGUGUUUAUUACAAUCAACUUAUAAACUGGAUCACGAAUAAAACUGGGGAUCCAGCCAGUGAAAGCUUGGCAGUUUCUUACGAAAAUUCUCAAGAACUAUCUUCCGGUGAGCAACUCUUCACACGUGAUGAAUUGGCAAAAUUUAAUGGCGAAAAUGGCACACCAAUAUACCUGGCCAUAAUUGGCACUGUUUUCGACGUGUCUAAAGGUAUUAAGCAUUACGGACCAGGCUGUUCGUAUAACUUUUUUGCCGGACGGGACGCUUCGGUGUCAUUCAUAAAUGGCGAAUUCGAAAGCUAUGACGUGGGGAAAGCCGAUGACGUGAUCUCAUUAAAGUCCAACGAUUUACUCAGCUUGGAAAAUUGGCAACAAUUUUAUAGAAAAGAAUACAAAUACAAAGGUAAACUCAUAGGACGAUUCUAUGAUGAAAAAGGCGAACCGACCCAUUACCACUGGAAAUACUUGGCACUUUUGGAGCAAGCGAAAACAGCCAAAGCACAAGCAGAACAAUUACGUGAAGUAUAUCCAGAUUGCAACAUUGAAUGGUCAGAGGAGCGAGGCACGCGAGUGUGGUGUACAAAGUCGAGUGGCGGUAAGCAACGUGAAUGGGUGGGAUACCCACGUAAACUUUUUGAAGUCGGUGCUAACAACUUCCGUUGUGCUUGCAUACAAGAAAAGGACUUGGACACGACUGACGUUAUGUUAAAGCAGUAUGAUGAUUGUGGACUGCGUGCCUACGAGUGUUACUACAAAGUAGAUUAAUUAAAUAACUGUAUUAUUUUACAUGGCAUAGGAACAAAAAGGAUUAAUGGUAAAAAGUAUUUAUGCAAACUUUUUAAAAACCAGACUCGUAUUAUGGAGUGUUCUUAAAUUAGAUUUACACGAUUUAAAGUAUUUAUAUUAACAUAUCCAAGAAUAUAGAGGCCUUAGUAUUCAAGUUUUGUACGAAUAAAAAUCCUUUAUAACAAAAAUUUUAACAUUUUAGCAUAGUAACUAAUAUUUAUAAAAAAAUCGAUGACCGCAUAUAGUGUGAACUUUGGUGUACAACUAAGUUUUAUUUGCUUGGUCAAGUUGGUCAGCUAGUCAAGAUAAGAAGACAACAACAACAACAGUUUUAAUAUGUAUGGAUAUUAUAAAAUUUAACUGCAUUCAUGAUUUGGAAUAAUUUAUUUCAAAUGUAAUGAUAUGUUAAGUAUUGAGCCUAAUUCAAUAACAAAUACGUAAACUAAAAUUGGAUUUACAAGUGAUUCACUUGGUAAAACUU
This is a messenger RNA of Rhagoletis zephyria (snowberry fruit fly), 1402 nucleotides long. RefSeq names its product neuferricin homolog. The record is from RefSeq and is a predicted model, not a curated record. Gene Ontology annotation, cellular component: endomembrane system; membrane. NCBI's taxonomy places the organism in Eukaryota, Metazoa, Arthropoda, Insecta, Diptera, Tephritidae.